This is a messenger RNA of Ananas comosus (pineapple), 813 nucleotides long. Its product is annotated as cysteine-rich and transmembrane domain-containing protein A. Bases 135 to 482 code for a protein of 115 amino acids. The record is from RefSeq and is a predicted model, not a curated record. NCBI's taxonomy places the organism in Eukaryota, Viridiplantae, Streptophyta, Magnoliopsida, Poales, Bromeliaceae. The transcript has 3 exons.
UUGGCUGAAGCCCCAAAAGAGUCUUAAUUGCUGUACUGCUCCAAGCCUUUUAUUCACCCUCUCAACCAAGAAAAACUCAAUCCAAAAAGAAAAAUAAGAGGAAGCAGAAGCAGAAGCAGAAGCAGAAGCAGAAAAUGAGCUAUCAACAAGUUCCCCCUCAGGAAACCUACCCUCCACCAGGAGUGUCACAUCCUUACCCUGCUCCACCUCCACCAUAUGGUUCUCUGCCGCCGCCGCCGCCGCCGCCGCCGCGAGGAGUUUAUCCUCCGCCGCCUUAUCCGCCGCCGCCCGGUGGUGCUUACCCUCCGCCGCCGCCCGGUUACCAAGGGUAUUUCUAUGAGGGGUACCCUCCACCGCCACCACCUCAAUCUCACAUACACCAGCACAGCCAUAGGCAUGAUGACGAUUUUUGCCCCUCAUUCUUAAAAGGAUGUUUGGCUGCGCUUUGCUGCUGCUGUGUGCUCGAAGAAUGCUGCUUCUAAGAAGUUACAGAUCGGAGCUUCCUGCUGGUGUCUGAAUUAUUUAGCUCUCUGCAGUCUAGAAAACCUUCGAAUUAGCGGAAAAUUCUCGGACAGUAGUUGCUGUUUUCUUGGUAUUGUCUUAUGUAAGUGGGGUUUGGCUGUUAAUAAAUCAUAAAUAUUAAGAACUUAGGAAACUGCCAUAUAUAUAUAUAUAUAUAUAUAUAUGUGGUGUAAGUGAUUAUGGGUAAUUUGUCUAAAAGCAGAAGUGGUACAAUGUAUUGUUGCUGGUAGAUUUGUGAUGAAGCUUUGCUUUUGUUUAAGUGUAUGGAAAUAAGAAGAAUUUCUCUGCUAA